Molecule: messenger RNA, 1860 nt
Organism: Trypanosoma cruzi
Lineage: Eukaryota; Euglenozoa; Kinetoplastea; Trypanosomatida; Trypanosomatidae
Exons: 1
Coding region: 1-1860 (619 amino acids)
Source: RefSeq, a predicted model, not a curated record
AUGAUAGGGAACAAUGGCGAUGCUGAACUAGAGGAGUACGUCCUUUUACUGCAGGUUGUGCGAGAUCACAUGUUGCGGCGUGAACACUCUGGUCAGCCCCUUGUACUUCAGCUCCAGCGCGAAGGGGCAGAUGGCGGAGAUCAAGUGACGCUUUUACUUGGACAAGUCAUGCCUGAUCAGCCCGGUAUUGCGAGGGUCGUGCCGCGACAAGGAGACAGCCCUGCGGUGCCGGAUGCCUCUUUGCCUUUCUUGGCGGAUAUGGGGCCGUUGCUUCUUCAGGCGCUGGCGCUGCAGGUGCUAUUCGGUGAGCAGCGACGUCGCAUGGCCGCUCCACUUGAAAAGGAAGCGGUUGGGCGACUUCAGCGCAUGAAAUUAAAUUGUGGAAUUGUGGCCCGACUCGUGUCGGAGGAGCAGGGGGUCUGCUCGAUCUGCCAGGAGUCUUUUUCCACCGGCUGCGAGGUGUACCGCCUUCCGUGUGGCCACAUGUUUGACGUGCGGUGUCUGAACCAGUGGCUUGAACUCACAAGAACAUGUCCAAACUGCCGCUUUGUUUUGCAGGAUGUCGAUCAACAGUACAAGGAUGUGGUUGCCCCGGUAUGGUGGAGAAGUGCGGGUGAGAAUGAAGAGGAAGAAGAAGAUAAAAAGUUUCAGAGCAUUAACACCGUCGCGGGAGGGGAAAGUUUAGCACGAAGUUUUCCGCCAACAAGAGAGGUCGUUGGGGAUGUUAAUGGGGAGGCCCAUAGCGACCAUUCGCGAAAUCCCCAGGAAGUAUUCAGGACGCAACAACAAGAACCACAACAAGAGCAGCCGCAGCAUCAUUUGGGAAUUCCACCGCCAUUGGUUCAAUCGUUCAGGACAUCUUCACUUGUCCCACGUGGUAGUACAACUGAUAGAGAGACACUUCUGGAGGGCAGUGGUGGGAAUGGUUUUUUUCCUGUUGAAAACGUAUUAGAGUCUGGUUUAGCUGAAUUCGAGCCGGUGCCGCCACCGGAUGUGCCACAGCGAACAGGUGAGGGUUUCCAUGAGCAUCUCAUUGCUGAGGAAAUAAGGACGGCAUCAUCGGUUAACGCGUCGCGUUUAGGUGAAAUACGGACUGUUGGGCUUGUCAACCGAGACCCGCAACGACCGAAUUGUCUGUCCACAAACGAAGAGCGAAGGUCUUUAGCCGGUGCCUGUGAACCAUCUUUGCCAGCGCCCACCACGAGGGAAGGAGCUGCUGCUGCCAGUUCAGCUUUUGGCAGAGACCCGGUGAAUGCGUCAUUUCCUCUCUUCCAGCGUGUCUCUGCUGAUGGCGGCGAGCACGGCAUUACUACAUUCAUGCCGAGUAGUAUCUCUCGUCCACCAGAGGAGACGCAGAGACCCCGUGACGAGACAAUGAUCCGAAAUUCCUCCUCUAAUCAACAACCGCCGCAGCCGACAGCGGUGGCGGGUAGUGCAAGAAACUUAGUGCGGGUUUUGCGACGGCAGCGCGCAGAGGAGGUGCGCCGUGUGCGGCUAGGCAACCCCAACAGCAACAACAGCAGCAGCAACAGCAAUGGCAGCAUUGGUGAUGCAUUGGAUGGCAACAUUGCCAGGCGUCAGGCACGCUACAGGCCUGUUGUCUCUAGAAGAUACUUCUCACACUCACUGCCGUAUCAGUCGCCGCCACUGCCGCCGCCACUGUUGGCACCGCCACAACUGCCGCUACAGGGGAAUUCAGAGGAAAAUCAACGCCGUGUCGGCGUGUUUGGUAGCGAUAGAUUUGUGCAACAUGAGUUACGUCGAUUGGUGGGAUCCCGUUCCCAACCGGGCCGUGGAAAUCGCCGAAACCUGGAGCGGUAUGAGGCAAUUAUCCGUGGUCGGCAGGGCGGAAGAUUUUGA